This is a messenger RNA of Symbiodinium necroappetens, 981 nucleotides long. Lineage: Eukaryota; Dinophyceae; Suessiales; Symbiodiniaceae. The record is from the annotation of a GenBank genome assembly.
AUGUUCUGCGAAGAGUCCCAUUUAGACGAUGCAGAUGUUGAUGUGUCUUCCUGUUGGCCGCAGGAAUUUGACGACCGUUGCCCUCCUUUGCAGCUGGCGGGAUACAAGCUAGUUCUGAGAGGAUCUUGGAGCCGGAGCAUCGAAGUCGCCAUCCAGAUAUCAGUACAGCGCUGUGCCUUUCUCUGCACCGCCGAUCCCGAGUGCCGGGGCUUCAGCCUGGACGUCGACGAGCGUGGAGUUUGCAGCCACUACGAGGAAGAGGGCGACCCGAAGCCCUCUAGCUCUUGCACUUACGCUUUCAGCAAGGACGACACUUCGGCAGAAGGGGGCGCAUCCACGCUAUCGGGUUCGAAGGCGGCGGAGCCAAAGAAGGAACCGUCGCAAGUGGGGAGCUUAUGUUCCAAUGGGGACGUGCAGCGGUUGCAGUGUCAGAAAUUGCAAAACUAUGUCGAAUUGAGUGCCCAAGACGCAGAGGCGGAGCCAAAGAAGGAACCGUUGCAAGUCGUCCAACACAGCGUGCACUCAAAGGACUCCAAGAAGGUGGCAAGUGUGCGUGGCAGCCGCGGGGGUGACGGAAGCGGUGGCAGUAGAGCGAGACCACGGGGUGAAAAGCAGGACCGCAGAAUUGACACCAUACCCGAACCUGUGCUUGGAUCCGGUCAGGUACAAGAUGCGCAUGUCGCAGACCGUCAGGCAGCUGCUUUCAACGCGAUCCCAGGUGCCCAGCUGCUGCCAGAUCCACCCGAAAGCGAUGGAUACACAGGGAAGAAGCCUGGCCCGGAGGUUCUGUUUCUGCAGGAUCCGCGGAAGUGGCCCGCAUCCAUGAAGGCCAAGGCGGGUGACCCAGCUGCUCGAAGCAGCUUGGUGCAGGUCCCGGCUCUGCACCUGCAUCGUCACUUGGCCGCUCCAGAGUGGAAGAUGCUCCCCCCGGAAAGUCGUCCUGACGGCCCAGGAACAGCUCUGCACGAGUUGUCAGAUUGA